UGUACUCUACACAGCAAUUAGUGGUGAGCGAAGAGUUAGAGUUCAUAAUAUGGCGCUAUCGACGUGCCAACAAGUGGCCGAUAUUUAUAGGAAUGCCUGCUGUGACACAGCUAUCAACGUGUUAAUCAGACAAGUUAAUUUUUGCAUUCCUAUAGCCGUUUCAAAUUUAAGAAAUGGUGAGAAAACAGUACAACAAUCGAAAGAAUUACUAAUAAGUCGAGCCAUUAGUAUAUUGACUGCAUAUCGACGUCAUUGUGCACAACCCGGUUCUUCACUCGGUCAACUGAUACUUCCCGAGGCGUUGAAACUGUUACCGAUGUAUAUUUGUGGCGCUCUUAAGUGCGAUGCCAUUGACGGCGGACCUGAGAUGACUCCCGACGACAAAGCCUUCUCGCAAAUCAAAUUA
Medioppia subpectinata is the source of this 406-nucleotide messenger RNA. The record is from the annotation of a GenBank genome assembly. NCBI's taxonomy places the organism in Eukaryota, Metazoa, Arthropoda, Arachnida, Sarcoptiformes, Oppiidae.